CCCGAUAGCCCGAUAACGUAGCAGGCCAGGUGAAAUUGCGUUAACAUAUAUGAAAUCCAACUAGUCCUACUUAUUUAAGAAUUAAGAGUCGGGCUGCUGUGCUGAGGCUUCGCUGCGUAAGUACGUGCGUCUAGAAGGAUCGGCCGACGAAGCAAGCGAAUCGGAAUCGACCGGUGUGUUCGGAUCCGUUCCGGCAGCCAGCUGCAGACUCGCGCAUAACGCCGCCCAAGUUCAGAUUUCUGGAGGGGACAGGUCGAUCUCUCGUCAACCAUGGCAACGGUGGCCCUGCUCUCACGGCAGCGCCUUUUCGCCUGCUCCUUGCGUCUAUUCAGUGGCGCCCACCCCAGGUGCGUGACGGCGAUGGCCAGAACACCGAGUCCGGCCAGCGACUCCUGGCCAAUGGCGAAUUGCCGGAACCCGAUCCUGCCCGCCGCCAGCAUCCGCUUCAACCACAAGUCCGCCAACCAUGCGGCGACGGCUCCUUCACCUCCCGCAGUCAACAGUUCCGGCACAGGCGACAAGGAUGAGAAGGCAGCCACUAGCACCUCGUCCAGUGAUCUUUUCGGCGAGGCGGCCAACAUGGGUCUCUUCGCCAAGUUCAAGCACAUGUACAAGCAGUACUGGUACGUGCUCAUCCCGGUGCACGUGCUCACGUCGGUGGGCUGGUUCGGAGGCUUCUACUACCUGUCCAAGAGUGGCGUUGACGUGCCCGCUCUGCUGCAGUACGUACACCUGAGUGAGACCAUCAUUGAGAAGGUGCAGGGCUCGGACAUGGGUCACUAUGCCAUCGCCUAUCUCUGCUACAAAGUGGCCACACCCCUGCGCUACGCCCUCACUCUGGGCUGCACCACAGUGUCCAUUAAGUACCUGGUGCAACACGGCUACAUCAAGCCCAUGCCCACCAAGAGCGAGCUGAUAAAGAUGUACGAGAACAAAAAGGCCACUCGGGCCAGCGCCAAGGCGGACAAGGCUGAGAAGGACGAGAGCAAAUGAUCCUCGGCCACAGGCGAGGACGCCACCACCUCGGUGGAGUCGUUGCCGUUGCCACAGCCGCAAGACCCAAAACCAUCGCCACUGCUGCUGCCAUUGUCACUUCCCCAGGGGAUCGGCGAUCAGCAGCGACCGGCUGACAGCAAACAGCGUGCAGUUGACCUGUUGUCUUUUUUGUUAAACUGUCGUCGCUUUUGCUGGCACUGGUGCUCAAAAAACCUAACUCUUGUCCGGGAUCACAGCCGGUCACAAAAACAGCUCCCUCCGCACUGAGUCACACAUGCAGAUAGGCCACAUCCCCACCCCCGAAUUCCGAUUAAGAUACACCCUUGGAGUUGUAUGAGUAAUUUACCCAGUUUAUGUUGCAGUUACUAAGCCGCUGGACGUCGUCAAUAAAAAUCAAAACAUACCCAAUACCCAAAACACAGAUCCGCAGGACGUGAAGUUGCGAAGUAGUCGUUUAAAGAUAUAUUUUUUAAAUUUGAGAAAAUUGUCGCAAAGCAUACUUUAACUUUUAUUAAAUUUAAAUACAAAUAAAAUGAAGCUGGCACCCCAGUUCAAGGGCGUGACUGGAGUCGCCCUAGCGGGGGUGCAAAUUGUUGACAUACUUAUUA
Drosophila biarmipes is the source of this 1604-nucleotide messenger RNA. RefSeq lists its product as uncharacterized. Lineage: Eukaryota; Metazoa; Arthropoda; Insecta; Diptera; Drosophilidae. The record is from RefSeq and is a predicted model, not a curated record. Gene Ontology annotation, cellular component: mitochondrion. The transcript is spliced from 3 exons. Bases 271 to 993 code for a protein of 240 amino acids.